Messenger RNA from Cotesia congregata, 480 nucleotides. The record is from the annotation of a GenBank genome assembly. Lineage: Eukaryota; Metazoa; Arthropoda; Insecta; Hymenoptera; Braconidae.
AUGACCAACUCCAAGGGUUACCGUCGUGGAACGAGAGACUUGUUCUCUCGUAAAUUCCGUACUCAUGGAACCAUCCCUCUGAGUACCUACAUGAAGGUGUACAAAGUCGGAGACAUUGUUGACAUUAAAGGCAACGGUGCAGUCCAAAAAGGUAUGCCACACAAGGCUUACCACGGCAAGACUGGACGUGUGUUCAACGUGACUCCCCACGCUAUGGGAGUGAUCGUCAACAAGCGAGUACGUGGACGUUUCAUUGCCAAGCGCAUCAACGUAAGAAUUGAGCACUUGAACCACAGCAAGUGCCGAGAGGACUUCCUCAAGAGAGUUAAGGAAAACGAGCGUCUCAGAAAGGAGGCUAAGGAAAAGAACAUCCACGUUGAGUUGAAACGUCAACCCGCUCAACCUUCCAAGGCUCACAUUGUCUCUGGACGCGAAGCUCCAAUCCUCUUGGCGCCAAUCCCGUAUGAGUUUAUUGCUUAA